CAUCAUCGUUGCUUACGUGACCAUUGACGCCAUCAAAAAUUGAGAUAUUGCCGCCGCCGUUGAUUAUGAAGAUCGCACGCACCUGAGAUCAUUGUUAUUGGUUGUUGCUGCGAGAAGGGGAAGAUUGGGAGAUGAUUGUUGAGCCGGUGAUUGCUGAUUUCUGGAUCCGUGACAGGCUGGUGGUCGGAGACUGAGUUCGAGAUGUUGCCGAUUGAGCUUCUAAUUUUCGAAGACAAAGGGAAUCUACUUCAUUGCUGGGGAAUCCUUGCUGCGAUUAAUCUCAAAUGAGUUUUAUAUUAAACUCAAAUGAGUAUACGGUUAAAAGGAAUGAAAAUACACAAAAGCAGAAGGACCAGGCCAAGGUGACAGCUUUAGGAGCUCAGGUUUGGCGAUUACCAAAGCCUGGAUGGUGUAAAAUGAAUGUGGAUGCAGCGAGGGACCAUACGGGCAGCUGGUUCGGGUGGGCUGUUCACAACAGCAGCGGGGAUUUUGUUGGGGGAGGCAUUAAAAGUGGGCGGGGCAGCUGCUCUUCUCUUGAAGCUGAUUUGCUAAGCAUUCGGGAGGCCUUGAGUUGGAUUAAAGACCAGGGCUGGGACUUCGUGGAGGUGGAAUCUGAUGCGUUG
Molecule: messenger RNA, 623 nt
Organism: Cuscuta epithymum
Lineage: Eukaryota; Viridiplantae; Streptophyta; Magnoliopsida; Solanales; Convolvulaceae
Source: the annotation of a GenBank genome assembly